AAUUGGAAAAUGGAAAAAGAAAUUGAAAAAGUGCUCGAUGACACAAUCGCCAAUGAAAAUAUCGUUGCUUGUUUGAGUGCGAAUCGUCACGGCCUUUGUAUUGGAGCUCGUGGAAAUAUUUCAUCGCAAUCAUCUGGUUUAUUAGUCGCAUUACUUGAUCAAGCUCAAAAGUUAGAACCACAGUCAGGACCACCCGUUGUCGUAUUGGAAACAUCGAAAAAUACCUGUUUGAUUCAUAAACACGGAGUGACUGGAGUCAUUGUAAAAAAAUUGGAUCAACCUAACUGAUCUAGUCGCCAAAAAUUAAUUCAAAAUCGUACGCUGAGUUGCCUAUAUACCAUAUGUUUAAUUAGGAAAUUUAAAACAAAAUAAAUACCAUUUUAUAUCAAUUCCAUGGGAAUAAACAACAUA
This is a messenger RNA of Contarinia nasturtii (swede midge), 411 nucleotides long. RefSeq lists its product as uncharacterized. Lineage: Eukaryota; Metazoa; Arthropoda; Insecta; Diptera; Cecidomyiidae. Gene Ontology annotation, molecular function: guanyl-nucleotide exchange factor activity. Gene Ontology annotation, cellular component: Ragulator complex; lysosome; cytoplasm. The record is from RefSeq and is a predicted model, not a curated record. Gene Ontology annotation, biological process: positive regulation of TORC1 signaling; cellular response to amino acid stimulus. The transcript has 4 exons. The coding region runs from base 10 to 288 and encodes 92 amino acids.